Messenger RNA from Clonostachys byssicola, 417 nucleotides. Lineage: Eukaryota; Fungi; Ascomycota; Sordariomycetes; Hypocreales; Bionectriaceae. The record is from the annotation of a GenBank genome assembly.
AUGUCUGACCACGAGUUUGGAGCCAAUGACGACCUGUCGCUCCCCAAAGCCACCGUGCAGAAGAUAGUCUCAGAGAUCCUGCCUUCCAGCACUGGAGUAACAUUUGCAAAGGAAGCUCGCGACCUGCUCAUAGAAUGUUGCGUCGAGUUCAUUACUUUGAUCUCCUCCGAGGCCAACGAAAUCUCAGAGAAGGAAGCCAAGAAGACCAUCGCUUGCGACCACAUCACCAAGGCGUUGGAGCAGCUUGGCUUCUCUGAUUACGUCCCAGCCGUGCUCGAGGCAGCACAAGAGCACAAGGAAACACAAAAGGGUCGUGAAAAGAAACAGGACAAAUUUGCCAGCAGUGGCAUGUCGAUGGAAGAAUUAGCCCGCCUUCAAGAGGAGCAAUUCGCCCAAGCCCGGGAGCGCCAUGGAUAA